AUGGAUAACAACAGCUUGCAGUGGAUACAAGAUCUUAACGCAUCUCUGCAGAAUGAACUUCAGUCAUGUUCUACACUGAGGAACCAGAUCUCACGGAUUUUUCUGUACACCUUCCUCUCACUUGGAGUAGUGAGCACUGUGGUGGGCAAUUUUCUGGUCGUUUUGUCCAUCGCCUACUUCAAGCAGCUGCAGUCUCCGACAAAUUAUUUCGUCAUGUCCCUUGCAGUGGCUGACUGCCUUGUUGGCCUUUUGGUGAUGCCUUACAGUAUGAUGCGGACAGUGGAGGGAUGCUGGUACUUUGGUGCCUUGUUUUGUAAGCUUCACUCCAGCCUGGAUGUUAUGCUCUGCACUGCUUCCAUAUUCCAUCUCAGCUGCAUUGCUUUUGACCGUUAUUAUGCAGUCUGCAACCCCCUUGUUUAUUCUUUGAAGAUGUCCCCCAAUCGGGUAGCUCUACUGAUUGCAGUAUGCUGGGUUAUUCCCAUGCUCAUCUCCUUUGGCCCCAUAAUGCUAGAUCUUCACACAGCUGAUGUUGGCAUACAGAUUCCUGAAAAUGUGUGCAUGUUCUUGGUGAGUCGGGUUUACGCCAUCAUGGCCUCUUCGGUAGCUUUUUAUUUGCCUAUGGUUGUCAUGCUGGUUGCCUACUGGAAGAUCUUCAAAGCUGCUAAGCGACAGGCCAAGCAGAUCAGUGCGAUGGAAAGCCAGAUGGCUUCUGGGGUCGGCAAAGAUUCCAGCAAGAAAAAAAGACAUCGCAACACUAUGAAGAGGGAAGGAAAGGCAGCCAAAACUUUAGGCAUCAUCAUGGGGGUUUUUAUCAUCUUCUGGAUGCCAUUUUUUACGCUCAACAUUGUGGACCCAUUCACUGACUACAGCACUGAAGUGGUCAUCUGGGAUGUUUUCCUCUGGUUAGGGUACAUCAACUCAUCAUUGAACCCAUUCUUGUAUGGUUUAUUCAACAGUUGCUUUCGUAGGGCUUUCCUCCUGCUCAUUGGCUGCAGGGUAUGCCUGCCUGGAAUCUCCUCUGGGAUGGAGUUAUCACAUUCUAAGAAAGAGACAAAACAAUAGACUGAUCAGCCUUGAAAUAGUUAAUAUAUACACUCGCUUUGUAGUUUUCAAAAGAAAACAAAAGUUUUAACCCUGAUGAAUCAGCAAAACUCUUUAUUUCUAUGAGUGAUGUUUAAAAACAUUGAUAUUGAUCAAAAGUGUAGAUUUCCUAUCAUCUUAUCUUUUUAAUGGGAAUUCUAUUCGAAUUGGUGCUGCGUCUGCAGUCAUGCGGGUGUUGUGGUGAAGAGAGAGCUGAGCCAGAAGGCGAAGCUCUCGAUUUACCAGUAGAUCUAUGUUUCUACCCUCACCUAUGGUCACGAGCUUUGGGUAGUGACAAAAAAAAAAAAAACAAGAUCGUGGAUACAAGCGGCCAAAAAGAGUUUUCUCCAUAGGAUAGCUUGGCUCUCCCUUAGAGAAAGGGUGAGAAGCUCGGUCAUCCGGGAGGGGCUCGGAGUAGAUCCGCCGCUCCUCCACAUCGAGAGGAGCCAGUUGAGAUGGCUCAAGCAUCUGGUCAGGAUACCUUCUGGACGCCUCCCUGGGAAGGCACGUCCAGCAUGGAGGAGGCCUAAAGGGAGACCCAGGACAUGUUGGAGGGACUAGGUCUCUCACCUGGUCAAGGAACACCUCGGGAUUCCCCGGAAAAGCUGGCCCAAGUGACUAGGGAGAGGGAAGUCUGGGCCUCCCAAAUUAGGCCCCCGCGACCCGACUCCGGAUAAGCGGAGGAAAAUGAAUGGACGGAUGGGAAUUCUACAUUUUAACACCAGCGAUUAAAAUCAGUUUAAUCCUUCUUUUUAACAUGGUGUCUGAAAUCACUGAUCACAGAUUCAAUAUUUCAUGUGUGGCAAGAGAAUUGGAAAUCUGAUUCAAGCAUGUUGCAACAGCUUGUUCAAGGAACCACUUCUGCAAGUUAAUUAGCUUUGAUAACUUUCACUUUCUCUCUCGACUUCAAUGAUUAAUUGUUCUAGUAAUUAAUGUUUAGUGAUAGUAGAUUAUUUACAUCUAGAGAGAAAAGCUUUCUUGCACGAUAGCCAGCUACCUGACAGCUGACAUCUAAGUGUCUAAAACUUGUCUCUGUGUUGAAAUGCAAGAGAUAAGACCUUUUAGACAAUUGUUUUAAAUAAUGCAUUUAAAACAAAAAUCCCAAAAUAAUCCACACAGUUGAAGACAAUGACUUUUAAAUCUGAAACACAGAGACGUGUUUGAUGGAUGAGCAAAACCUGACAUAUAGAAACACAUCUGAAACAUCAGCAGGGUCCUACAACCUUCAUGUGGAACACUGGCAGAAGUUGCGUUAAAGUCGAUUUUGUUGCUGUAAUCUCAUGUGAGUGUAUUGCAGAUGUGGCGGGCAUGGAUUUUGGAGAAUAAAUCUUUCGUGAUACUUAAAGAUCUAUAUUCCUCUUUUUUCUUUGUGUAACGCAAAUCUGGACCCAGAUUGCUGUUCAAAUUAGCUCUACUCAAAAUAGCCAGCAACUAGCUGCAGCAUGUUUCUUAAUUCUCAGCCGCAGUUAGUCAAAUCAUGGUUAAAACUGCAUCAAAGCCGUCAGUCCACAAUUAGGAGCCUAGGCAGUCUGUUGCUUUGGCUGGCUCUGACUUGUCGUGAAACUGCAAGCUGUGAGAGUGUCAUCCACAUAUGGCAGUCACUGACUUUUCUAACACAAGUCGAAAAACAGCUUUGAGUUUGUUAGAUUGUUAUUUAUAGUCUGUUUAUCCUCAGGACCAUCAGGCUUAGUGAGAAUAAACAGGAAGUUCAUAACAAAACACAACAUAAAA
Molecule: messenger RNA, 2811 nt
Organism: Nothobranchius furzeri (turquoise killifish)
Lineage: Eukaryota; Metazoa; Chordata; Actinopteri; Cyprinodontiformes; Nothobranchiidae
Product: 5-hydroxytryptamine receptor 4
Biological process (GO): chemical synaptic transmission; G protein-coupled receptor signaling pathway, coupled to cyclic nucleotide second messenger
Cellular component (GO): dendrite; plasma membrane
Molecular function (GO): G protein-coupled serotonin receptor activity; neurotransmitter receptor activity
Source: RefSeq, a predicted model, not a curated record